This is a messenger RNA of Ornithodoros turicata, 1068 nucleotides long. RefSeq lists its product as uncharacterized. NCBI's taxonomy places the organism in Eukaryota, Metazoa, Arthropoda, Arachnida, Ixodida, Argasidae. The transcript has 10 exons. Bases 1 to 831 code for a protein of 276 amino acids. The record is from RefSeq and is a predicted model, not a curated record.
AUGGCUCUGCUCCGGUCAUGUUGUUGUUGGAAGUCGGUGCGGAAUGGAAGCUUCGCCUCAGCAAUCUACACCUUGGUCUUCUACACCAUCCUGGUGGCUGCUGGGAUGUGUCACAUGAGCAGCGUCCUUCAAUCUUCAGUGCGAUUCACACUCGGGCUGUUCUUGUUAACUUUCUCGGGAUUAAGCGCCAUCUCGUCCAUCGUUCUCCUUGUGGGACUAUUUCUGGAUAAUCGGAUACUCUUGAUACCAUGGCUCACAAUUGUUUCCAUGACGACGCUUUUAGACAUCGUCCUCUCUCUCUACCUCAUUACGGACUUGCCUGUAAAUCCAUUCGUCAUCACCAUGUACAUCAUCGAUUACAUUCUCUGCGCCGUCAAUGUGUAUUGCAUUCUAUGUGUGCUCUCCCAGUACCAGGAGUACAUCGUUGGAUCGAGGAGUACCAUAUUCAGUGACACGCACCCGGGGGGUCUUACACACUACGUGAACGGCUUGGAGCGUCCGAAACCACACCUCAAAGUCACGUCACCCUCGCAGUCCAGCAGUGGUCAGGACCUCACGGUGCAGCUCACUCGAGCACAGCCCGAACUUCUGUUUGUUGAUACCCUGGAGCGGCCCUACUUGGGAGACGACCUUUCAAGUGUACUGCAAGCUUCAAUGGACGAAACGUCACUUCAAGUAUCGGUCGAAGGACGACUCUCUGGAAGAGAGUUUGGCCAAACGGAGAACGUUGACCACCGAGCUACCCCUGGUGAAAACGGUGCGGGCGAACCGCUUUGCCGAGUGAAAGAAUCUCACACCGAAGCAGAACUUCACGUGGAUGGCACAUCAUAGAUACAUCACGCAGCGCUACCUAAAGAUGCCUUACCUGAGAAGGGCACACAGGUACCACUCCGGAAGCCAGAGGCGACAACGUCAUCGCCCGCCUUCUACAUGCUACAGAGAACCGUGUGCUGUCGGAUUUAGUGGGAAUAGCUGUUGUACUUUGGUCCACAAACGCACACCGUGCACCGAGGAAGCAUUCUGUCAAAAGUUGUACGCCUUCGUCGGCGUGCUUUGUCGGAUUCGAGA